UUGAAAUAUUUAACUAUGCCUCCUAAGCAUCCGAUGUCAUGUCCUUGGCCAUCAGCCAAGCGCGUUAACACUUGAAAAAAAGUUGGAAAUUAUGAACAGCGUGGCAUCCGCUUAAGGCAACACAGCUCUGGGACACUACUGCAGGGAACAGAAUUUGCCUUUAAAGUUCCUUUGUUGCUUGACAAUGUGCCAGCCCAUCCGAAACAUUUGGACAGCAUUUCUCCUAACAUAACAGUGCGUUUCCUGCCACCUGACACAACAUUGCUGAUUCAACCACUUGACCAAGGUGUGAUCCACCUUCAAGGCGUAUUUUUUACGGCAAAUUAUCUCUCAGAUGCUGCAAGCAACAGACGAUUUUGAAAAUCCCAGGAGUUUACCAGCAGUGAGGGAAUGCUGGAAGUCGGAACACUUAGCACAAAUGGUGACGGACAUGGACCCAAGUUUAGCACAGAAUCAGCACCUCAGUCAUUUCCUGCCAUCAACCCUUCUUCCCUAUGAGCAAACUAAUGCUGAAAAACAAAAUGCUGCCAAGCAAACGACCCUCACCAAACUGGUGUCAUCUCCUGCUGCCGGCAGUUCUGAGAGUUCUGUGAGUUUUCCUUCACCCCUUGCUGUGCUGGAUAUGAUCCUGACGACCACAACCAUCCACCUCAUCCGUGUAAAGCUGACCGACACCACAACAACCACUCAUCUCCCAGAGCCAACACACCUGCCACUGUUGAGGAAACUCAAGACCUUCAUCUGCAAGCCAGAUUCUGAAUGUCAGGGGCGAGGCAUCUUUUUGACCCAGAACAUCAGAGAUAUUCAGCCUGGGGAGGACAUGAUCUGCCAGGUCUACAUUCUGAAGGUACUUUACUGCACUCUUGACUCUCUGCCUAGAACGUUAACACUUUUUAACUGCAUUCUGGCUUCCCUCUUACCCCUUCUCUUCUCCUCACCUCCUGCUCAUGCUCCUCCUCCUUACCUCUCUCCCACUGUCCACUGCCCCUCCUGUCAGAUUCCUCCUUCUUCAGCCCUUUGCCUCUUCCACCUAUCACCUCCCAGCUUCUUUCUUCAUCCCCUGCCCCCCCCCAGUCCCCACCCACCUUUCUCCUCACCUGGUCUCACCGAUCGAGCGUGUGGCAGAGAUAAGGAGCCGACCACCUACAGACACCGGCGGAAGCCGCUCGCCCUCCCGGCACGCAAGUUGCGCGAUGACGUUGCCGCGGCUGCACGUUCCCAGACGUCGGACGCGGUGACGCAAGCACGCCGCGCCGGCGCUCGGAUUCCCGAGGGACUCUCGGCUCGGCUCAGCUGCUGCUUUGUUCUCGGGCUCUCGUUGGCCGGCCAGAGCCGGUGA
This is a messenger RNA of Hypanus sabinus (Atlantic stingray), 1339 nucleotides long. RefSeq lists its product as uncharacterized. The coding region runs from base 335 to 1339 and encodes 334 amino acids. The transcript is spliced from 3 exons. Gene Ontology annotation, biological process: protein modification process. The record is from RefSeq and is a predicted model, not a curated record. Lineage: Eukaryota; Metazoa; Chordata; Chondrichthyes; Myliobatiformes; Dasyatidae.